Molecule: messenger RNA, 1038 nt
Organism: Aspergillus niger
Lineage: Eukaryota; Fungi; Ascomycota; Eurotiomycetes; Eurotiales; Aspergillaceae
Exons: 1
Coding region: 1-1038 (345 amino acids)
Biological process (GO): base-excision repair, AP site formation
Molecular function (GO): mismatch base pair DNA N-glycosylase activity
Source: RefSeq, a predicted model, not a curated record
AUGCCCCUAGUCGAAGACAGUCCUCGCGAGGACAUCGACGCGAUCCAAAUACCCUCUACAACCCCCAGUCACGACAAUGAAGCUCAUAAUGAAGAACACUACGACGAUAACGACGUCCCCGUCAACAGAAAAACCAGCUUUGGUGGUCGUCUUAAUCAAUACUUCCACACAGCAAAACCCACAUCAUCAGCGCCACCAGCACUCCCAUCCACGAAACAAAUCACUACCAGCACUUCCUCUCCUCUCAAACGCAAACGAACCACACCACCAACAGCACUCAUAACACGGAUAACCCGCUCGCGCUCCCGCUCCUCCACCUCAACCCCAACCAGCACCACCACGACUACCUCCUCCCCACGCCCACGCAAAACCCCCACACCCACACCCCCCACCUCCUCAGCAGCAGACUCCCUCCUCGUCGACACCAUCCCACCCAACCUAACCCUCCUCCUCGUGGGUGUAAACCCGGGGGUUCUAACGGGCGUAACAGGCUACGCCUACGCACACCCGAGCAACCUCUUCUGGAAGCUCCUGCACUGGUCCGGGAUCACACCCAUCCGCCACCCACCCUCCGAUACAUACAAACUUCCCGAACUAUAUAACAUCGGCAACACGAAUAUUGUGGAGCGUCCGACGCGGGACGCGAGUAUGCUCAGCAAGAAGGAGAUGGAUGCAGGAGUACCGGUUCUGGAAGAGAAGGUGAGGGAGAAAAGACCGGAAGUGGUGUGUCUUGUGGGCAAGAGUAUCUGGGAGGCGGUUUGGAGGGUUAAGGUUGGACGGGGGAUUAGGAAGGAAGAGUUUAGGUAUGGGUGGCAGGAUUUGGAGAUGAAUAUGGGGAGAGUGGGUGGUGAAGGCGGGUGGGAGGGGGCCAGGGUGUUUGUGGCUACGACUACUAGUGGGUUGGCGGCGGGGAUGUCGUUGCAGGAGAAGAGGGAGGUUUGGGAUGAGUUGGGGAGGUGGGUUUGUGAGAGGAGGAAAGUAUGGGAGAGGGAAAGGGAGAAGGUGGAAGUUGGUGGUGAUGAUACUAAAGUAGAAUAG